GAGACCUACUAUGAGCCCAAGUAUGAACCCAAAUACGAAACUAAGUAUGAGCCCAAGUAUGAAACCAAGUACGAGAUCUCCUACGAGCCCAAGUAUGAACCCAAAUACGAGACCUAUUACGAGCCCAAAUACGAAAAAAAAGUAGUCAAGUACGAGCCCAAAUACGAAAGCAAGUAUGAGCCCAAGUAUGAAACCAAGUACGAGACCUACUACGAAUCCAAGUAUGAGCCCAAAUAUGAAAAGAAGGUCGUCAAGUACGAACCCAAACACGAAGCCAAGUACGAGCCUAAGUAUGAUUCCUACUAUCAAACGAAGCUCCGAAGAGAGAAUCAGUUUCUUGCCAGAUAUCAACCCAAAUAUGAGCCCAAAUACUAG
Messenger RNA from Protopolystoma xenopodis, 375 nucleotides. NCBI's taxonomy places the organism in Eukaryota, Metazoa, Platyhelminthes, Monogenea, Polystomatidea, Polystomatidae. The record is from the annotation of a GenBank genome assembly.